This is a messenger RNA of Nakaseomyces glabratus, 3999 nucleotides long. It is a transcript of the gene IKI3, whose product is annotated as Elongator subunit IKI3. Lineage: Eukaryota; Fungi; Ascomycota; Saccharomycetes; Saccharomycetales; Saccharomycetaceae. Gene Ontology annotation, biological process: tRNA wobble base 5-methoxycarbonylmethyl-2-thiouridinylation. Gene Ontology annotation, cellular component: cytosol; elongator holoenzyme complex. The record is from RefSeq and is a predicted model, not a curated record. Gene Ontology annotation, molecular function: tRNA binding.
AUGCGUAAUCUAAUUACACUGAAUAAAGGCAGAUUAUUGCCUGUUGCAACAUCAGAACUUUCCGAGAAUGAAACAGUUUUUACUGUAUUGGACAGCACUUUUGAUACUAUGACUGAUAGUAUUACAUGUGUUUUGGGAUCAUUGGAAAUGGGUGCUAUUGAAGUGCAACAGUUUAUGAAGGAUGGAUCUCGUAACGUAUUGGCUUCUUUUAAUAUUCAGAAUUUCAACGAUAGACUACUUUCAUUUAUACAUUUUGGAGACAUAAACCAGCUAGUGUUUAUUUUCGAAAUGGGUGACAUUAUCACAGCAACGUACGAUUCAGUCACAUUUGACCCAGCACAGACAAUUGUUGAAAUUGCAGGUAGUAUUGAUAAUGGUAUCUACGCUGCACAGUGGUCUCCUGAUGAAGAAACUGUGGUUUUGAUAACUAAAGAUCGAAAUGUGGUACUAUUAAGCAGAUUAUUUGAACCUAUUGCCGAGUAUCAUUUGGAAACUGAUGAUCUUAAGAAAUCCAAGCAUGUAACUGUUGGCUGGGGUAAGAAAGAAACACAAUUUAGAGGUAAAGGUGCACGAGCUAUGGAACGUGAAGCCCUAGCUUCCUUGAAAGCCUCUGGUUUGGUAGGGAAUGAGUUAAGAGACCCAACAAUGCCAUAUAUGGUGGAUUCUGGUGAAAUUACAUCUUUAGAUAGUAAGGAGGUUACAAUCACUUGGAGAGGUGACUGUGAAUUUUUUGCUAUAUCAACAAUUGAGAACGUAGAGCUACCAGAGGAACCUGGUCAUGAGAUCCAAAGAAGAGCAUUUAGAGUAUUUUCACGUGAUGGGGUCUUAGACAGUGCGUCUGAACCAGUUGAUGGUAUGGAACACCAUUUAAGUUGGAGGCCUCAAGGUUCUUUAAUAGCUUCAAUUCAAAGAAAGUCUUUUCUAGAGGAGGAAAGUUCAUUAGAGUUAAUUUUUUUCGAAAGAAAUGGUCUCCGUCAUGGAGAGUUUGACACUAGACUUCCUGUUGAUGAAUUUGUAAAAGAACUUUGCUGGAAUUCGAAUUCUGAUGUGCUAGCAAUUGUAUUAAGCAACCGAAUUCAACUGUGGACAUCAAAGAAUUAUCAUUGGUUUUUGAAGCAAGAAAUUUACUCGGAAAGUAUCAGCUUUGCUAAAUGGCAUCCAGAAAAGGACUUGACACUAAUGUUUGAAUCCGGUAAUGGUGUUAAUAUCGUCGAUUUUGCUUAUAAAAUGACAAACGGUCCUACACUUGAACCUUUUGAUAACGGUACUGUUAUGGUUGUUGAUGGAAGUACUGUCAACAUCACACCAUUUGCCUUAGCAAAUGUUCCACCUCCUAUGUAUUACAGAGAUUUUGAUGCUCCUGGAAAUGUUUUAGAUGUAGCCUGCAGUCUUUCAAACGAAAUAUUUGCAGCUAUCACCAUAGAUGAACUUGUAGUAGCAUAUGUUCCAAGCAUAGAUGACAUGAAGAAAGGUCAACAUCCAACUGUAGUAAGUGAGCUUUCGAAAGCCACAUUUGCUUCCGCUAUUGAUAGCUUGCGCCAAGUUGCUUUCAUUAAUGACAAUGUAAUUGGUAUACUGUUAGACAGUGAGAAUUUGUCACAUAUUGUUUUGGUUGAUGUACAAGAUGUCAGCCAACCCGUUUUAUUAAAGACUGUGGAAAUAUUUGAUAAAAUAGUACUCAUGAAGACUAGUUUUGAUUACAACCACAUUGUGUAUGAAACUCGUGAUGGUAGUGUUUUCGAGGUCGACGUUGAAGGUGAACUAAAACAAAUAACAAAGUUUCCACAGUUAGUUAUCGACUUCAGAGUCAAGCGUGUUCAUAACAUGUUGGAAGGAAAAGAGGAUAACUGGGAAUCAGAAAGCUCUGAAGUAAUUGCUUUUGGUCUUACCUCAUUUGGUAAACUUUUUGCUAAUAAUACCCUUCUAACUACCGCUGUCACUUCAUUCGAGGUAACUGAUAAAUUUCUGAUGUUUACAACGGCUCAACAUAGAUUACAGUUUGUGCAUUUAAAUAAUACAAAUUUCAAACAGUUACCUAUAGUACCUGACCAGGUUGAAGAUGAGAGAAUAAGAGCUAUAGAGAGAGGUUCUUUAUUAGUGACAUCCAUCCCAUCAAGGGCUGCGGUAGUAUUACAAGCAGAUAGAGGUAAUUUGGAGACUAUUUAUCCUCGUAUAAUGGUGCUGUCUGAGGUUAGAAAAGAAAUAAAAGACCAAAAGUACCAGGAAGCGUUUUUGACCUGUAGAACACAUCGUAUUAGUCUUGAUUUGAUUCAUGAUUACGACCCAGAUUCGUUUAUAUCUAAUUUGGAUAAUUUUAUUUUACAGGUUGAAAAAGUUGAUCAUUUGAAUUUGUUUAUUUCAUGUCUAACAGAAGACGAUGUAUCAUCGACAAAAUAUAAGGAAACUUUGACUUCCGAUAUGGCGUUACCUUACGCAGUGGCAGCAGAACCUCUUACCGAAAUGCAAGAGUAUAUGAAAAAGAAAAUGUUUGAUCCAGCAACAUCAAAGGUGAACAAAAUUUGUAAAGCUUUCUUGGACACAUUGUUAUCAAAGGACGAGUACAUGAAAAAAUACAUCAACACGAUUUUAACUGCAUAUGCAACACAAAACCCACAAGAUCUAGAAUCUGCACUGCUGUUAAUUGCAUCUUUGUCAACUGAAGAGGAUAAGGAUUCUAGCGUUACUUAUUUGUGCUUUUUGCAAGAUGUCAAUGUUAUAUAUAAAAGUGCUCUGGCAACCUAUGAUGUCAAACUAGCACUAUUAGUAGCACAAAAGUCUCAAAUGGAUCCGCGUGAAUAUCUUCCAUUUCUUCAGUCAUUAUACGAAGAAACAGAAAAUCGCAGAAAAUAUAUGAUUGACGACUAUUUAGGCAACUAUGAAAAAGCACUUGGCCAUUUAAUUUCAACCGAAUCUGACUCCACAAUUGUGUCUGAUGAAAUAAUUAAUUAUGUUGAGACACAUAAUCUAUUUUUAAAUGCUUUAGCAACAUUUAGGUAUGAAACUAACAAGCAGAAUAUGAUAUACAAGAGCUAUGCCAAGGAUUUGCAAUCAAAACAGGAAUAUAAAGAUGCUGCAAUCAUUUUUGAAAUGCUUGGGGAAUAUCAAAACGCUGUUAAUGCUUACAAGUCUGCGAAGAGUUGGAAACCGGCACUAAGCAUCGCAGAACUAAAAUUUCCAGAUGAUGUCCAGGAGCUGGCUAAUGACUUAGUGUCUUCGUUGACUUUUGAACAUAAAUACGAGGAUGCUGCCCAAGUUGAACUUAUAUAUUUAAAAAAUGUCCGUGAAGCUGUCAAAUAUUACUGUAAGUCUUACAAAUAUGAUACUGCCAUUUUAACAGCCACAAACACAAAUAACAUCAAGUUUAUUGAAGAAAUCGUGGACACAGAGCUUGCAGAUGGUUUUGGUGUCAUUGCAGAAUUACUGGCAGACUGUAAAGGUCAAAUAAAUUCACAGUUACGAAGACUUCGUGAAUUGAGAACUAAAAAAGAGGAAGAUCCUUAUGCUUUUUAUGGUCAAGAAACCGAACAGGCCGAUGACGUUUCUAUUGCACCUUCAGAAACUUCAACUAAAGAAUCUUUCUUUACAAGGUAUACUGGUAAAACUGGAGGUACAGCUAAGACUGGUGCCUCAAGAAGGACUGCGAAAAACAAGCGUCGUGAAGAAAGAAAGAGAGCCAGAGGUAAAAAGGGUACUAUUUAUGAAGAAGAAUAUCUAAUCCAGUCUAUUGGAAGAUUGAUUGAAAGAUUAAAUCAAACUCUUUCUGAUUCUUACAACUUAGUUGAAGCGCUUUGCAGAAGAAACAAGAGAGAGCAAGCCUACCAGAUCCAGAAGAACUUCUUGGAGGUUAUACAAUUGCUAAAUGAAAACGUAAAGGAGAUUUACUCCAUAAGUGAAAAAGACAGAGAAAGAAUUGACGAAAAUGGAGAAGUUUAUCUAAUUCCGGAAAUGAAGAUUCCUGAAAUCCCGGUCUUUACAAUCAAUAGAGCGGUCUCAUUCUAA